AGCCCAAAUAAGGCCUGUAAAUGAAGCCCUAAUACUAGGAUUCCCAUUAAUCCCAAGAACCUGAAACCUCGAAGUUCUACAGCAAAUCGUCUCGAAUCGCAAAGAUGAAUUCAAUGGUGGCAUUGGGGAAGAAAUUCACUAGAAAUAUUCAAGACAACAAACGCAGACUAUUAUCAGCAAAGUAUGAAUUAAGGCGAAAGUUGUAUAAAGCGUUUACUCAAGAUCCUGAACUCCCACCUGAAAUGCGAGAAGCUCAUCGUUACAAGCUUUCGAAAUUGCCAAGAAACAGUUCAUUUACACGAAUCAGAAAUCGGUGUAUAUUUACAGGUCGGCCACGUGCUGUUUAUGAGAAGUUUAGAAUGUCUAGGAUUGUGUUCCGUGGUUUGGCUGCUCGUGGUGCUUUGCAAGGUGUUAAGAAAGCUUCUUGGUAGACUACACCCCCCAGGAUUUCUUCUUUUCAAGAAUUAAGAGUCUACCAGAUCACUACUACUGGAUCUCAUAUACUACAGCCAAGUAGAUUACAGUGGGACAAAUUUUCUAUUUCAGAAGUUUUCACAGCUUCUUCGAAUAAAUUGUCAUGUUACAAUCACUAACUCGUCCCAUAUCAAAGGGUUUGGCUAUGCCUGUAUACUUUUUUCAUCUUUGUCUCAAGAUUUCUGGAAGUUCUUAAUCUGCUUGGUAGAACCUUACUAAGGCAUUUCAUCUUGAAACUUUUGACUUUAUGAGAAGAUCUGAAUUAUUAGUUUGUA
Molecule: messenger RNA, 749 nt
Organism: Lycium ferocissimum
Lineage: Eukaryota; Viridiplantae; Streptophyta; Magnoliopsida; Solanales; Solanaceae
Product: small ribosomal subunit protein uS14m
Exons: 2
Coding region: 105-431 (108 amino acids)
Biological process (GO): translation
Cellular component (GO): small ribosomal subunit; ribosome
Molecular function (GO): structural constituent of ribosome
Source: RefSeq, a predicted model, not a curated record